Messenger RNA from Ostreococcus lucimarinus CCE9901, 1940 nucleotides. RefSeq lists its product with no specific name. NCBI's taxonomy places the organism in Eukaryota, Viridiplantae, Chlorophyta, Mamiellophyceae, Mamiellales, Bathycoccaceae. The record is from RefSeq and is a predicted model, not a curated record. The coding region runs from base 1 to 1194 and encodes 397 amino acids. The transcript has a single exon. Gene Ontology annotation, molecular function: Hsp90 protein binding.
AUGUCUGCGCCCGAGCGAACGCCUCCGUCGACGUCCGACGAACCUUCGCCCGGCGAUCGAGCGUUCACCGACGCGCUGCCGCCGCUGUUUUGGGACGGCGAAGGCGACGAGUGGCUCGAGGAAACCUCCCCAGAGUUUGCCGCGCUUCGAGCCAUCGUCGAGGACGCGAAUCGCGACGCCACGCCCGUGGAAAUCGCGCAAAAAUGCAAGGAGAAAGGCAACGCUUCGGUCAAGUACGGGGUGGCGAAUAAGCUGUACGCGCGGUACGCGGUGGAGCAUUACACCGCGGGACUGGCGGCGGCGAGCGGCGACGCGACGCUCGACGGGACGUUGUAUUGUAAUCGCGCGCACGCGGGAUUGCUGUUGAAGAAUUAUCGAAAGGCGUACAGUGAUGCGAUUAAGGCGACUGAGUUGGUGAGUGGAAACGUCAAGGCGUGGUUUCGCGCGGCGAAGGCGGCGUUGGCGCUGGAACGCGCGGAGGAAUGCGCGCGUUGCUGCGUCGGCGGGUUGGAAAUCGAAGGGGACAAUCGAGAUUUAAAGGUGAUGCUGCGCGAGGCGAAGCGGCUAGUGGAGAAGCGAGAACAACAGGCGACGUUGGACGCGGCAGAGAAGGUGCGCGUGCGCGCGUACGUAGAGGCGAUGAAAUCUAAGGGGAUUCGCAUAGGGCCGGCGAGUUUGGGAAGCGGCGAGCGCUUGCCCGCGAUCGAUGCCACCACCGGCGUCGCGACCUACUGGACUCUUUUCGUGUACCCGGAAUCCAUGCAAACCGACGUCGUCGAGGCCGCGAGCGAAACUUCGACGCUCGGCGAGCACUUGGACGUGCUAUUCGACCCCGCGGGGCCGCCGCUCGAGUGGGACGAGCGCGGCGCGUACGCUCGAGAUUCGGUCGAGGUGUAUUGGCAAACGAACGCCGCGGUGCCGUACACGUGGCAACAGGUGGAGACGAAGCUCUUAGACGCCGCGGGUGUGACGCGACGCGAGGUGGACGACGACACGCGAAAAGAAAUCGAAGCCAUGGCGAAGGGCAGGGUGGAUUCGCGAGACCAGUUCAUGCGCUCGCUCAACGAGAAAACCAAGCUCGGGGACUUGUUCAAGGACAAAGAGUGCGUGCUCGCGGGUCAUCCCGUGUUUUACGUCAUCGCCAAGGGUACGGAGUUCCGGCAGCGCUUCUUAGACGGCGAGUGGGAGAUCUGAUUUAGUACAAUAGCAGUUGUUACACGUAGAUAUAUGUCGAGACGGUUGAUCACUGGCGCUCCGUCGCUCCGGCGCUGAUUUCGACGACAUCGUCGCCGUAAUCCGACGCUCGCGCGCCAAAAAACGUGAGCCUGCGCGACCAAAAUUCCAUCAGCGCCUUCGCCUCAUCGGCGGUUGAAAUCAUCUUGUGAGUCUUGUCGAACUCUCGCACCACGGCGCCGCACCCGUGAUUUCGUCUAACGAGCGCCGCCGCCGUUUCCCGCACGCGCGCGAGUGGGGUGACCUCGUCACGCGUUCCCGCUAUCAACAACACGGGCGUCGGUGCCUCGUCGCACUGCUCGUACGACUCCGGCCGCAGCAACGCCGCCGCCACGGCGGCGCACGACCCCAGUCGCUCGCGUCCAGUCAUGCGAGUCGCGACGUCCAACGCCACCGCGCCGCCGUCGGAGAACCCAAACAAGUGUACGCGAGACAAAUCCCACCCUCGCCGAUCGCGCAACACGCGCAGCGCUCUUUGCACGGCUGACGACGCCGCGUCCAACUGUCUCGCUCGCGCAUCCUCGCUCGCGCCCUCCUCCGCCGAAAGCAUCCAACGCCGAUGCGUCUCCUCCUCCGUCGCCCCCGCGCGUCCACGCGCGUCGAGCACGCCGCCCAGAGACCACAAACCGGUCGUCGGCAAACUUACCAUGCGACCAAACUUGUGAAAGUUCAUCGGAUCGUCCAAGUCGCCGUGCAGCAGCACGAGA